AUGGCCUGCGUUUUGAGUCGCAACAAAAGCUCGCUUUUCCCGAUGCCCCGCGCUUGCAGCUCUCUGAGACGUGCCUGUCGCAGACGGACAGGCAUGGUGGAAAUUCGCAGCAGAAUCCCACUCCCGUCGUCGUGAGGCAAGGUAAGGUCAGGCGAGGCAGGGUACAGCGAGGGCCGACGAGGGCGUAGUAUAAAUUCGUGAUCGUCCACGAUGAGGGCUGUAGUCGCUCUUUCCUCGUCAAUCUCGUCCAACUUUCUUGGCUGCCGUGUGGGCCGCAGUGGUUCCACCUCAUGUUCUGACCUCGUCCGCCCUCCGAGUGCUGGUGCUUGUGCUUCAUCGUCGGCCUUGUUCGUUCCUCGGGCUGGAAGACGAGCGUCUGUGAGCACUUGUCAGUUCGCUCAGCCACAGCGAUCGCAGCGCCAGACACGUUUUUCGGUUGUUUGUUGCUCCGCUUCUCCUGUCUCCGAACAGGCCUCUGUCAAGAGCGGCGUCGAUUCCAUGGAGUUAUUGGCGAAGGCAGCCGUGGGAAAGCCCGGCCAGCUCGGUGACUGCCCGUUUACUCAAAGAGUCAUGCUGACUUUGGAGGAAAAGCAUAUCAAAUACGACGCCACUUACAUUGACGUCUCAAACAAACCCCAGUGGUUCCUGGAGGCAAAUCCUGAAGGAAAGGUUCCAGUCAUCAAACACGAGGGCAAGUGGAUUGCAGACUCUGAUGUGAUUACUGCUUUGUUGGAGGAUCUGUACCCUGAGCCGUCUCUCAAGGUUCCCGAUGAGAAGAAAUCUGUCGGGUCCAGUAUUUUCGGUGCUUUCAUUGGUCAUCUGAAAAGCAAAGAUUCCUCCGACGGAACAGAGGCAGCUCUCCUGAAAGUACUUGUUGAGUUUAACGAGUAUCUACAACAAUCAGGCCCUUUCGUUAAUGGAGAAAAAAUUUGUAGCGUGGACCUUGCGUUGGCACCAAAGCUGUUCCACAUGCAGGUUGCUCUGGGACACUACAAGCAGUGGACUGUUCCAAAGGAAGUUCCGGAGGUGUCCUCCUACAUGAACGCCUUGUUUAGCCGAGAAAGUUUCUUGAAGACGAAGGCAAAAGAAGAGGAUGUGAUCAAAGGAUGGGAAGCUAAAGUUCUGGGCGCCUGAUACAAUUCUACCGCGAAUAGACUUUUCUCUACGCACUCUUCCUUGUGAAAGAUGACAAGCUAGACCGAUUGAGUAAAGCGCCUUGUAUAAUUAUCUGAAGUAAAAGUCGGAUUUUCUCCAGAUUGCUGUACC
This is a messenger RNA of Marchantia polymorpha subsp. ruderalis, 1266 nucleotides long. The record is from the annotation of a GenBank genome assembly. NCBI's taxonomy places the organism in Eukaryota, Viridiplantae, Streptophyta, Marchantiopsida, Marchantiales, Marchantiaceae.